ACUGUCGAAACGAAAACGAUUUCAGAUGGAGUUUACAAGUCUAUAGAUGAAUCCUCCGUGUUGUACACUUUGAAGGCGACAAUUAAUUUGGAAAAGUCUGUACAAUUGCAAGAUAAUUGGGUAAUCAACGAAAGAAUUAUUUUCGAAAUUGUAGUUCAUCAAUUUUUCUGCUCAUUAUAUCUUUCUAAUACGUAUUGAAUUUUUUUUAUCACUUCGCGAAAAAUUUACGGAAUGUCAUCGAACAAUAAAAAUGAUCCCAGUGAAAAAUAUGAGGAUUUUGAGAAUUACUAUAGUACUGAAGAUUACACACCUCUUUUUCUUGCCGUUCACAAUAGUGAUUUGAAUCGUGUUAAUACUCUACUAAAUAAAAAAAAUUUAGAAAAACAUGUGCAUGACAAAAGAUUGUUGCAUGUGGCAGCAGCACGAGGUCAUCUACAGAUUGUCGAUUUAUUGAUAAAAAACGGAGCUAAACUUAAUGUCGAGGACGUCAAGGGAAGAACACCUUUUUAUGUAGCUUUACAGCAAAAUAAAGUCGAAGUAGCCGAAUUUCUAUUGGAAAAUGGAGCACGUAUUGAUAUUCCAAGAGAGGGCGGAAGAACAACACUUCAUGUGGCGAUAAAAAUGCAGAACAUUCAAAUUGUCGAGAGACUUUUGAAACAGGGAGCUAUGGUCAAUGUACUAGAUGAUAUGACUCGCUUGAAACCAAUUGAUCUUGCUGCCAGUCUUAAUAAUAUCCGACUUGUUGAACUGCUUCUGAAGUACGGCGCCAAGAUGGAUGAAAGUGGUAAGUUUCGCGAGGAACAAAAAGAUGAUCAUAAAAGAUUGACAGCCCUUCAUUAUGCCGCUGAACUUGGCAAUUUAGAAAUGGUCAAAUUAUUAAUGUCGAAUGGCUUUGACAAAAUUGAUGUGCGAAAUUUAAACGAUGAAACACCUCUAGGUGUAGCCAUAAGCAAACAUCGUUUAGGUAUUGUGAAAUACAUGUUUGAAAGUGGAUCAAAAAUAAAUGAGGAUAUUCCUCUCAUCGACCUCUGUAGAACUGAUGAACAUAUACAUGUCUUAAAAUUUCUGCUUGAACACGGUGUAAAACUUGUUACGGAUCACACAAAAACUCCACUUUAUUUCGCAUUAGACAUGCACCAAUUUAAACUUUGGAAGUACCUAUUAACUUGUUAUUCGAAAAUUGAUGCUGUAUUAUGCUCCAAGGAGACUGAACUUCAUUCCGCUGUGCGCGCUAACGACAUUGAAAAGGUACAAGAAAUUCUCAAAAAAAUGAAAGUAAAUUCUUUAUCUGGUGAAUCGGGACAAUUCGCAGUUUACAUCGCCGUUGAAAACGGAAACGAGGAAAUGCUAACGAUUCUCCUAGAAGCAGGCUGUUCAGUUGAAAGUUGUUUUAGGGACAAAUUAUCUCCUCUUCAUAUUGCAGCCACAUUCGAACACACACGUUUAGUGGAAAUUCUUCUGAAACACGGUGCGAGGAUUAAUUCAGAAACAAGAGCAUUUCAUCGCCCAUUCGAUUUCGCAGCAGUUAUGGGAAAUUUAAAUAUGAUUAAAUUUCUUAUAAACUCUGGUGGUAAUCUCAUUAGAAAAAAGAAAUACUUUUCAUCACUAGGGUAUUUAUUAGACGAAAGUAGAGUUUCAGAAACAAUUACACGUUCAAUGUUUCAAAAUCUAUUAAAAAUGACAGAGUUGUUAUUGAUUGCCGGAGAUCUCGAGCAUAAAAGUGAAAUGCAUGUUGGUUUUUUGUUGUCAUUUGCUAAUAUUAUAAGAGUUUUUAGCGAGGAUGAACAAACUUCGAUUUGUGACAAUAAAGAGAUUGUGAAUAGUGAGGAAGAGAAAUGGGAAUAUCGUCCUGAAAUUGCUAGAUGCUUGCUUAAUUAUUUAAAUAAAAAAAAACUUGAAGAAGUUCUAAAUUAUGCAUUAUGUUCUAAUUUAAAUAUUUGUGAAUUUGUUAUCGACUACUACGAUUCCAAUUUCAUUUUAGACAAUCUAAUAUUUAGUGGAAGUGAUUGGAAUGAUUUAUUUGUAGUUAACGAAACAAAGUACGUUUACACGCUUUUGAAUAUUACACGAAAGAAUUUAUCUUUUGGUGAAUUGACAGCAAAUGAUGAUGAACUUUUAAAGUUGGUAAUUGCACGUCUGGAACUGUUAAAUCCCAGUUGCGAAAGAAUAAUUGAAUAUUUCCCUUCUAGGGAAUAUAAAGCAAAAAUUGGCAAAUUUCAAAAUGAAUUUCGACAGCAGAUAAUAAUUAUGCAAAAAACAAAAGUUAGCGAUAAAUUAAAUUUCACUUUUUACGAUAUUCUAGUAAAGUCUACUGAGGAAAUUGCGAGUUGCGUAAGAGAUGUGAAAUUAUUAAAUACCAAUGAAGUAUCGUGCGAUAAAUUCCCCGCGUAUAAAAAAUUUGUAAAGUUGUGUACUGAGAAAGUAAAGCGUAGAAUUGAGUUAAUUGACUUAUCCACGAGUUGUUUGUAUGUUUACAUUGAAAGGAAUUAUAAAAUUCAAUUUUCAACCACUGAUGUAGAAGAAAUUUUACAAUAUCUUUCAAUGAGCGAUCUUGGAAAGUUGUCAGCAGUUUUUUCUAAAUUUUUAGACUAUAAAAUAAAGUGGUAAAUAUUAAUCAACGAUGAAAACAAUUUGAAAUUUCAUUAUAAGAUUAUCACAGUUACAGUUUCUACGUUUUUUAGGUCAAUUAGACAGAAAUAUUUUUAAAAGAUGCUUCUUGUUAUCAAUUUGUUGCAUCUACUGCAACAAGUUUUGUACUUCCCAUUAUAUUUUUGUAUUGUCUAUUAUAUUAUUGUACUUGCGCUGUUAUAUGUAAGAUUAAGUUAAACACUAUUAAAUUAUUUAAUAUUUCGUGCUAGUUUCAUUGUAAACUAAUCAUGGUAGAAGUUUUAUGUUUUAUUUAUAAGAGCCACAGAGCCGCGUAUGCACCUUUAUGCUUUAAUAUAAGAACAUAAUUUGCC
This is a messenger RNA of Leptopilina heterotoma, 2960 nucleotides long. Its product is annotated as ankyrin-1-like. The transcript has 3 exons. Gene Ontology annotation, molecular function: protein binding. The record is from RefSeq and is a predicted model, not a curated record. The coding region runs from base 232 to 2607 and encodes 791 amino acids. Lineage: Eukaryota; Metazoa; Arthropoda; Insecta; Hymenoptera; Figitidae.